Closterium sp. Naga37s-1 is the source of this 6276-nucleotide messenger RNA. The record is from the annotation of a GenBank genome assembly. NCBI's taxonomy places the organism in Eukaryota, Viridiplantae, Streptophyta, Zygnematophyceae, Desmidiales, Closteriaceae.
AUGGAGUACCCCUCAUGUGCCUCAGAAUCUGUGGUGGAUCAGCGGCAGCAGCGGCCGCGGUCGCCUCAGCUGGGCUUCAGGUUCUUCUCCAAGCCACACAAGCGCUCCGGUAGCCGUGCCAGUGGUGCUGCUGCUGGUGCUGGCGGUGGUGACGGUGGUGGUGGCGGUGGUGACGGUGGUGCUGGCGACGACUGUGGUGUGGUUAGCAGCAGUGGUAGCGUCACGAGUGACACUGCGAGCAUUCUGCACAGGACGAGUAGUGACACUGCGGCAGAGCAUAUCAGGCACACGGGGUCCCCUGAGCCUGGCGGUGACUUGGUGGCCCUUGCUGUUGCCUGUGGAACCACCAUAGACACACGUAGCUGGAGGGAACAGCAGCAGCGCCAGUUUCAGAAGGAUUUGCAGCAGCAGCAGCAGCAGCAGAUUCAGCAGGAGUUGACAUCUGAGGCCACCACAGGGCAAUUGUCUCCUCCCAAUCCCCUCUCCCCUCUGAGCGAUGGCUCUUCCGACUCCUACUUUACCUCUCCUCCACAUGCUUUGGAUCGGUGCGUGACUGAACCGGGUCAACAGACGUCAGCGCUCUCACCAACCCCAGACAUGCACAGCAAUGGCACAAAAGCAGAGGGGUUUGACGACGCGGAGGAGGGGGAGCGAGAGCAAGAGGAGGGGGCUGGGAAGGGGUUAGGUGCUGGAGUGAUGCGGCUUCAGUCCAAAAUCUCCAAGGCAGUGGACAAGAGAAUGUCGGCUCGCGGGGGUGAAGCGGGCUUUACGUUUAUGAGGGGCUUGAAUGGGAGGCGCAGAGACAGGAAAGGAUGCUCUGGCGCUGCCUCUCAGGAUUUUGGCAAAGGAGACAGCGAGGGAGGAGGAGUUGGAGCAGGAGCGGGAGGAGGAGGAGGGGGAGGAGGAGGAGGAGCAGGGGGGCUGCGUUUCCUUCCACCUGGGAUGGCCCGGAACCACAGCGUUCCAAUCAGCGCUGGUGAAUCUGCACGCCCCCCCAAGCUGGAUAAGGUUGUCUACUGCCCACCUGUGCGUGUCCCAGUCGAUCCCAGCCGUCCAAUCGCCCUGUCGAUCCGUCCACGCCCUCGAUCUGGAGCCCUGCCCCAAGGCACGCCCCAUGGCAGCCGAACAUGCUUGCUAGUUACCCUAGAUUCUGCCAUUUUCCUGGUUACAGAUGAUGGGAUCAGGGUGUGGGAUAUUCAGCACGUGAUGACCCCUAAUGGGGCCUCGGGAUUAGGAAAUCCAAGGGGGGAUGAAGAGGCAGCAGCGUUUUUCUGGGUUCCAUUCGGGGCAGGUGUAUCUGCAGCCAAGAGCAUUGCAGCAGACAUCAAGGGACGGAUGGUUUUUACAGGGCAAAGGGAUGGAAGGGUGCUGGUGUGGAAGGUGCGGGAGAGGGGAGUGGGCGAAGGAGCAGCGCAGGGUAGUACUGGCAGUGGCAGCGCAGGGGAGCGAGGAGGACGGGUGGAGGAAAGAGGAGGGGGGGUGACGGAUAGAGGAGGAACAACGAUGGGCAGGAACGACUCAGGCGUAAAGGGAGGGGAGAAGGAGCCUGGGUGGAAGGUGUGGGCGGAGUUGGUAGCAGAGUGGCAGGCGCAUACCACCACUGUGACAGCCCUUGUAGUCACUUCAUACGGCGAGCUCUGGUCUGCAGGGGACAGGGGGGUGAUUAAGGCGUGGCCCUGGCCCAGCCUAUGCAGCGAGCUCUCCCGAGCUUCUUCCUCGCCCAGCCCAGCGCCCACGCCACCACCCACUGUUCCUCUCAGCAGCACUGCUCCCCUUCGAGCCCCUUGUGUGAUCCGCCCUGCUGCCGUGCCUGUGCUUCUGCACGCGGCCUCCUGUAACGUCCAGGUGCCAAGGAACCGCGUUGUAGUUGCAUCUGCCUCAGCUGCUGCGGCUGCUGCUGCUGCUGCAACACCAUCUGAUGAUGGUGAUGAUUCUAAGGCAACUGGUGGGGCAGGAGGGAGCACUCCUGUCACUGCAGCAGAAAGCAGUGGCAGUGGCAGUGGCAGUGUAGCUGCUGCAGCAGGAGGAAGUGGUGGGGGGGGCGGUGGCAGCAGCGCUGCUGCUGGGACAGGGGUAGAAUACGAGGGUGGCAGUGGGGGCGUGGUGUAUGGAGUGACGUCAGUGCGGCGAUUGGUGUCAGACCCGGCAACGGGGCAGGUGUGGAGCAUUGGAGCUGCUUCCAUCUCCAUCUGGGACGCGAGGAAGCGAGCGCUGGUGUGUCAUGUGAAGGUGAAGGACGAGGAGAGGGCAGCUGCUGAUACCUCCUCUGGCGCUGUUGCCUCUGGAGCCAGCAACGCUACAGCCGCUACAGCCAACAGCGCCACAGCCCCUGGUAAUGCUGCCCCUGGCACCCUUGGUGGCACCAGUGCUGGUGCUUCUAGCACUUCUAGCGCUCCUAUUGGUUCAGUGACGAGUGGUGACAGCUAUAGGGAAGCACCAGUUGUAGCAGGCACACUAGCACCAGGGGAAGACGAGCCCCUCACCUCCUCCGCCUCUGCCUCCUCCUACUCCUCCUCCUCCUCCCGGCCCCCCAAGCGCAAGCUCCACGCGGUCGCGCCAGCUGGCGACGGCACGGUGUGGAUCGGGCACGGGUCGGGCAUGCUGAAACAUGCACAGCAGCAGCAGCAGCUGUGGCAACCACUGCACUGGUUGACGGAGAGGCAGAAGAUGAGUUCGAGUGUGAGUGCACCUCAAAGAGCGAUCGAGGAGCAGGAGUGCACGCUGGCGCAGCCAGUGAAGGCCCAUGUGUUGCGCUACGAUGCAUGCAUGGAAGCCAUUCAGAGCGACCACAAGCCAGUGCUGCCUGGUGCAGGCAUUCUCAUUGCAGGUGGCAGCAUGACUAUCAACUUCUGUGUGUCCACUUCGCAUGCUGCACCGCCUGGUUCUCCUGCUGCCAAGGAGCACACAGAGAAUACAAGGCACACAGAGAAGAGAGCGCACACAGGGCACACAGAGCAGCAUGAGCAGCACGAGUCAGGCAGCGGCCUGUUGCUGCAGCCAGUGGAGCAGCAGCCUAUUAGAAGAGGCGACUGGGCUCUCGACGACCACGAUGACAGCCAGGGCGACGAGUCGGACCGUCGAUUAAAGUACACUCACGAGUUCGCGCUCCUACGCCAGAAGCCCCGCGGGCCUCCUUCCCCGCAUUCGCUGCUCCUUGACGCCUCCUCUUUCGACUCCGCCACCCCUUCUUUCUCCCCUUUGUCCGCGACACCUUCCGCCGCCUCCGCCGGGUCCGCCGCUUCCGACUUUUCCGCCUCUUCCUUUGUUACAGCAUCUCGGCAUUCUCGAGGUUCGAGCAGCGACCGUAGCGGCGACGACAAUAGCCUUCCUUCGACUACGAGAGACGUGAGCGCAGGAGUCCGUGAUGACGUGGAGCGAAUCCUGGCGUCCACGUCACCCCUGUCCCCCGUGUCUCCAGCGGCGGACACGUGUCUCGGAAGCGACUCGCCGUCUUUCGACUCGCCUCCCGUUCCCCGGUAUUCCUUCACCUUUCACUCGCCGGCUCCCGAGGAGAACUGCUCUUCCUCUCCAGGCGCAGCCAGCGGCGAAGCUUCCCCAGGCGAGGCGGCGGAGCGGGUCCGCCAGCGGCUGCGCAACUCGCGCAGCCUCCGGAUUUCCGUCUCGCGCCAGCUCAUGGACAGCAGCAACAGCGCGCCCUCCUCUCCCGUGCACGCAUCCGGCGCAUUCGGUUCCCCCUUCGGCUCCCCCCCCGCAUCCGAUUACGAAAACGGCUCAUCCGCGACCCCUGGGCGGAGAGGGUCGCGCGCGCAGGGCGCAGCGGCGGCGGAUAGAUGUUGGGACGACUCGUCGGUGCUGGCGCUAUUAGAGCACAGUCGGCUGUGCCGCCAGGAGGUGGUUCAGCUGCUCGGGCUGUGCCAGCCUGGCCUCGCCCCGCUUGCGCCGUCGGCGCAACCUGCGCCAGUUGCGCCAAUCGUCGCAGUUGCGGAGGUCUCCGCGGUCGCUCCUACCGCGCCAGCUGCGCCAGUGGUGUCGAGUGCGGGGCUCAUGAAGGAAACCAGCGGGGGUGAGCGUCAGGCGGAAGCCUCUGCGGGGGCGCACACAGCAGGCGGGACAGGUGAAGCAAGGUUCAAGAUUGAGACAGCUUGCGCUGAGGGCAGAGCAGAGCCGGUCAACAGCUCAUCAUGUGCGAGCGCAUGCCCUGCCAGCAUGACAGCGCCGCAUGCCUACACUGACAGCACCACGGCACAUAUGACUCAGAGUGAUGCCGGGAAGAAUGACAAGUCGCUGACUGAAAGUGCGGGUGGAAAUGCGGGUGGAAGUGUGAUUGGAAGUAUAAUUCCUUGCUGCCCUGGCACGGGGGGAAUGGGCGGAAUCAGCAGAGCGGCGUUGCGCGUCGCAGCAGCCCCACGUGCUCCGUGCAGUGUUUCUCCCUCGCAGUCGCGCGGCAGGGCUGUCCCCCCCACCAUGUCGUCCGCACUGAAGUACAAUGCGGGUGCGGAGGAUAAGGGCUUCAGCGUGAUGUUUGCCGAGUUGCGGGAGAGACGGCAGCAGGAUAAGGCAGCUGCUGGCGCCACUGGUCAUGCUGCUGCUGCAGCGUCUGGGUUUGAUGAGGAUUCUGAGGAGAAUCAGAUCCAGGGUGCAACUGUGACAGCAGGUUCUUGUGGAGACACGAGCAAAGUCAGUAGCAGUCCCCCCAGGACCAAAGCUGCCGGUCGCUCCAUUAAAGGCCUACAGUGGAUUGGUGUUCGGGCGGACGAUAUGGAUUUUAUUCUCAAGGAGUUGGCAGAGGCAGCCAUGGGAGGAGGGGAGGAGGUGGCAGGGUUUGAUGAGUAUGCGGGAGAGGAGACUGAGGACGAUGGAGGGGGAUUAUCGGAGAGUGAUUAUGUCAGUCGAGAGCUAGGCCGCGGGGAGUUCGGCGUGACGUGUCUCGCGACUAGCAAGGCAAACGGCGAGCAGGUGGCCGUUAAGUCCAUCCCUAAGCGGAAAUUAAAGACGGCCGUGGAUAUCGAGGAUGUGCGGAGGGAGGUGGCGAUUAUGCACCACUUACCGCCGCACCCUAACAUCGUGGGACUUAAAGGGGUAUUUGAGGAUCGUCACGCGGUUCACAUCGUUCAGGAGCUGUGCGAAGGCGGGGAGCUGUUCGAGCGGAUUAUAGCGAGGGGACAUUAUAGCGAGCGAGCGGCGGCCGUUAUCACACGGACUAUUGUGGAGGUCGUGCAGGUGUGCCACAAGCACGGGGUGAUGCACCGGGAUUUAAAGCCCGAGAACUUCCUGUUCGCGAACAACCAGGAGGACGCGGCGUUGCGAGCGAUCGAUUUUGGGCUGUCCAUCAUGUUCAAGCCGGGCGAGACGCUGAGCGAGAUCGUGGGCAGCCCGUACUACAUGGCGCCCGAGGUGCUAAGGAAGAACUACGGCCCCCUGGCGGACGUGUGGAGCGCCGGCGUCAUUCUCUACAUUCUUCUCUGCGGCGUGCCCCCCUUCUGGGCAGAGACGGAGCAGGGCGUGGCGCAGGCAGUGCUGCGGUCGCAGGUGGAUCUGAAGCGGGACCCAUGGCCCAAGGUGUCGGAUGGGGCAAAGCACCUCGUCAUGCUCAUGCUGCAGCCCGACACCUCCAAGCGCCCCACCGCCCAGCAAGUGCUGCAGCACCCGUGGCUGAGGGAUGCCAACGAGGCGCCAGACACGCCGCUGGGAGUGGAGGUGCUGUCGCGCAUGCAGUCGUUCCAGGCCAUGAACAAGCUCAAGAAGAAGGCGCUCAAGGUCAUAGCGGACCAGCUAUCCUCGGCAGAGGAGAUGCAGGGGCUGCAGGAGGUGUUCAAGAUCAUCGACGAGAACGGGGACGGCACGCUCACCCUCGAGGAGCUCCGCAACGGCCUCCGCCGCAUCGGCUCGCCGCUCUCCGACGCCGAAGUGCAGGCGCUCAUGGAUGCAGCGGACAUCGACGGCAACGGGGAGAUUGACUACAGUGAGUUUGUGGCGGCAACGAUGCAUCUGCAGCGCGUGGACAACGAGAAGAACCUGCAGGCGGCGUUUGACUUCUUUGACUCGGACCGCAGCGGGUUCAUUGACAUCGAGGAGCUGGCGGAUGCCCUGGGGGCGGACUUGACGUCACUCAAGGAAAUCCUUGCGGAAGUGGACACCAACAAUGACGGCAAGAUCAGCUUUGAUGAGUUCAAGGUGAUGAUGCGCAAGGGCACGGACCUCAGGGGCAGUUUGCGCCACUUCUCUAAGAGCCGCUCCUCUCUGCGUGCCCUGCUCAAGCUCAGUGAAAUCGACUUGGCUGGAGGCCCCACCGAUGGCGCCCCUGCCAAUUCUUGA